AUUCCGACGCCAAGAAGCUCCGCACCUGGAUUUCUAACCCCGUUCUUGGUGACUGCACGGGAGCACGCCAGGUGCUCCAGAGCCUGGACUUGGUCCCUGCCCAAGGAAGGCUUCCCUGUCAAAAAUCAUCUGCAAAAAUAGGACCUCGGACUGGUUGAAUGAAAACAUAAGCACAGAAGGGAGCCUUUAAGAGCGUCAACCAAGAACGUCUCCCUUGUGUAAUCUCUGAACACCGAGCUCUUCCAUUUAUGCAGAUGUUAACGGGGCUGCAGCGUUGUCAAAGAGACACUGGCAGAAAGAACAGGAACCUGUGCACUUCUGCAAACCCAAUGCCAAUGAGAGGUAGUUUUGGUCGAACAGUCGUGUUUCUCCUUACCCCGGCAUUGCCACCACCAGAAGGCCGCUCAGCCUCCGAUAGGAGACCCCAGCACCAUGCUCAGACGAUGCAGCCGCUGAAGGAAUUUCCCAGGUGGACACUGAGCCAAUGGUACUUUGUCCUCUUUCAACUGUUCCUGUUAUCCAAGCUUCCUGGGGCCGUGUGGUUUCCAAAAAGCCUGCCCUGCGACGUCACGACGGAUGCCCCGGCGGCUGCCCCUGAAACCGCGGUGGUCGUCAACUGUACCGAACGGCACCUGACCGAAAUCCCCCAGGGGAUUCCUGCCAACACCACCAACCUGACCCUCACCAUUAACCACAUACCGAACAUCGGCCCCGCAUCUUUCGCCGGCCUGGUCAACCUGGUGGAGAUUGAUUUCAGGUGCAACUGCAUCCCUGUCCGUCUCGGGGCCAAAGACCACAUGUGCAUCAAGAGCCUGGAGAUCGAGGACGGCAGCUUCGCCAGACUGACCCGCCUGAAGUCGCUGUACCUGGACGGAAAUCAGCUCCCUGAGAUCCCGCGGGGACUUCCUCCCAACUUGCGGUUACUGAGUCUCGAAGCCAACAGCAUCUUCUCCAUCUUGAAAGAGAACCUGACAGAACUAGCCAACAUUGAAAUCCUUUACCUGGGUCAGAACUGCUAUUAUCGCAAUCCUUGUAAUGUAUCAUUUUUCAUAGAUGCUGCUGCCUUUGAGGACAUGAGGAGUUUAACGGUGCUGUCCCUCAAAGCCAACAACUUGUCUGCCGUUCCCGCCGGUUUGCCAUCCAGCCUCAAGGAGCUCUACCUGUAUAAUAACAUCAUUCAAGUUGUGAAUAAAGCUGACUUUCAAGACCUCAAACAACUGCAAAUUCUCGAUCUGAGUGGCAACUGUCCACGCUGUUACAACGUCCCCUUCCUCUGUACUCCCUGCCCAAAUGACUCGUCCAUAAGGAUCGAUGCAAACGCUUUCGAUUCGCUGACUCAACUGAAAAUUUUACGCCUUCACAGCAAUUCCCUCUACCGCGUCCCCAAAAGCUGGUUUAAAAAUAUGAAGAACCUGGAGGCUCUUGAUCUCUCACAGAAUUUCCUCGCCAAAGAAAUGGGCGAGGCCAGAUUUUUACGCUUUCUUCCCAACCUCGUGGAACUGGAUCUGUCCUUCAAUUUUGAGCUGCGGGUCUACUCUGCCUUUCUGAACUUGUCUAAGGAGUUUUCUUCACUGAGAAAGCUCAAAGUUCUGAGGAUCAGGGGUUACGUCUUUCAGGAACUGAAAACCGAUCACCUCUCUCCUUUGCUCAGCCUCCCGCACCUUGAAGUCCUCGAUCUGGGCACCAACUUUAUCAAAGUGGCAGACCUGAGCGUGUUCAAAAAAUUCCGAGCCCUGAGGAGCUUAGAUCUCUCGGUGAAUAAAAUAUCACCCUCCUCGGGGGAAUCCAGGGAAAAUGGUUUCUGUUCCUUGCCCAAGGCUUCAGCAAACCAGCACAGUCACCAGCUCCUUCGGGAAAUACAUUACUUUAUGUACGAUGAAUUUGGGCGCAGUUGCAAGUUCAAAAACAAAGAGGAUCACUCUUUCCCACCUGCCAAUGAGGCCUGCCAAAAUUACGGGGAAUCCCUAGAUUUAAGCAAGAACAACAUCUUUUUCGUGAAUCCCACUGAUUUUCAGCAUCUCUCUUUCCUCAAGUGCCUCAAUCUGUCUGGAAAUGCCAUUAGCCAGACUCUCAAUGGCAGUGAAUUCCAACCCCUGACAGAAUUGAGAUAUCUGGACUUUUCCAACAAUCGGCUUGAUCUGCUCUACUCAACAGCUUUCCAGGAGCUUCAGAAACUGGAAGUCCUAGAUCUUAGUAGCAACAGCCACUACUUCCUGUCAGAAGGGCUCACUCACAUGCUCAACUUCACCAAAAACCUGCUGUACCUCAAGAAGCUGAUAAUGAAUGGGAACGAAAUCUCAACCUCAACCAGCAUGGUGAUGGAGAGUGAGUCGCUUGUAGCUUUGGAAUUCAGAGGAAAUCACCUAAAUGUAUUAUGGAGAGAUGGAGAUAGCAGAUAUUUGAAGUUCUUCAAGAACCUGACCCAUUUGGAGCAACUCGACAUUUCUGAAAACUUUCUGAGUUUCUUGCCUCCCGGCGUCUUUGAGGGAAUGCCCCCGAAUCUGAAGGACCUCAACUUGGCCAACAAUGGGCUCAAGAAAUUUAACUGGGGGAAUCUCCACUUUCUGAGGAAUCUAGAAACCCUGGAUCUUAGCUACAACUUGCUGACGACUACUCCUAGGGAACUGUCCAACUGCUCCAGAAGCCUCAGGAAACUUAUACUGAGGAAUAAUCAAAUCAAACACUUGACAACACACUUUCUCCGAGGUUCUCUGAAGCUGAGAUACCUGGACCUCAGCUACAAUAAGAUCAAGAUCAUUCAGCAGUCCAGCUUCCCCGAAAACAUCAUCAACAACCUAGAGAUGCUACUUCUGCAUCACAAUCCGUUUUUAUGCACCUGUGACGCAGUGUGGUUUGUCUGGUGGAUCAACCGGACACAAGUUACUAUUCCCUACCUUGCUACUGAGGUCAUCUGCGCAGGGCCCGGAGCCCACAGAGGACAGAGCAUAGUCUUACUCGAUCUCUACACCUGUGGGCUAGAUUCCAUCGAUGUGAUCCUCUACUACGUAUCGGUAUCGAUCACUCUCUGUCUGAUGAUCACCGCAGUUAUGAACCAUCUCUAUUUCUGGGACGUAUGGUACAGCUAUCACUUCUUCACCGCCAAACUCAGAGGAUAUCGCCGGCUGAUUACGCCAGACACUUGCUACGAUGCUUUCGUCGUCUACGACACUAAGGACCCGGCCACGGCGGAGUGGGUUUUGAGCGAGCUGGUGGCCAACUUGGAAGACCAAAGAGACAAGCAAUUCAAUUUAUGCCUAGAGGAGAGAGACUGGUUACCGGGGCAACCAGUGUUGGACAACCUUUCCCAGAGCAUACAGCUGAGUAAAAAAACUGUGUUUGUGAUGACAAACACCUUCAUGAAGUCAGAGAACUUCAAGACGGCAUUCUACUUGGCUCACCAGCGGCUCAUCGACGAGAAGGUCGAUGUGAUCAUCCUGAUAUUCCUGGAGAGGGUUUUACAGAACUCCAGGUAUCUCCAGCUCCGGAAGAGGCUUUGCGGCCGCUCUGUGCUCGAGUGGCCCGCCAACCCCCAGGCUCAGCCUUACUUCUGGCAGUGCCUGAGGAGCGCGCUCGCCACCGACAACAAGGCGGCCUAUGGGAAACUCUUCCGAGAGAUCGUGUAGUUUGCGUUUUGGCCAACUGCCACAGAGAAAAGCAUCAGUGUUCCUAAGGGCACGCUGAGACAGCAGUGCCCUAGGCCAGGAGCCCCUCAAACGUUGAGGGGACUCUCAGCAGUCCACCACCUGCUGGGAAAUCACCGAUACUUAGUGUCACCUGCUCAUGACGCCCAAGAAGUGGGCAGUUUACUUGUUUCCCUGGGCCCAAAGGGUGUGCUGCGUGCAGAAGGCCAUCCUGCUCUCUGCAACGCCAAUGAUUCAGACACUGGCCAGGCCAAGGCCCAAUUUGUUACCUAAUGAACUACACUACCUGCUUGUAGAUCCAGAUUUCAGGAAGAGUCUUGGCCACUGGAAACAGAAAGCAUCUCCAGGGCCUAGGCCUUUAGACACAGACCCACAUAAACACUCUUUUUCUCUUUCUUUCUCGCUCUCUGACUCUCUCUCUCUCACACACACAUACACAGAGUUGUACUUCAUACUCAAAGACAAAGCUGCUGCCAUAGGCACACACCCACACCUUAGUGCUCAUCCAGUCCCCGAGGUGAGGGGGUUGUCCCAGAACCCUGAACCGCACCCACCUGAUUGACAGCUCUGAAGGAAAUCUAGCCUGCUCACCUGUUGUCAGGCGGAGGAGUUUCAUGGCAAUUUCCAGAGUUCACAGAGACUGCCAUUGGGGACAGGGCAAGAGUACAGAAUCUCUACCUCCUGGGGAAGGGCGGUCAAGCAGACCGACUCCUGGGCUCAUCCAAAAGCCACACAGAAGCACAAUCUUGCUGUCAAAAAAUCUAUGCCCCCCCCCCCCAGGUUCGCACAAGUGGUUCCCAGAUGAUUUCCAAAUAUUUUGACCAAGUUGUUUUUUUUUCUUAUUCACCCUCGCAUCUUUUGUUCUGAGGGGAAAGAGAGCUGGACUUAUGAAGGGCUGGGAUUUGGGGAAAUGAGCACUGUGAGAACUUGGCAUAGACUGCUGAUGGGCACCUGGACUGGAGUAGAAUCCUGCACUCCUCUUCACGUUUUCCCAAGCAUACGGGAACGUACCGAGAUGAGUUCACAAAAAAAUGACCAUUUGCUAUUCCAAAUGAAACUUGGAUAAAAUAUGUACCUCGUGAAGGCAAGAGGAAGCAACGGGACUGCUGAAAUUCUUAACUUUGGCUAUGACAGGUUGUCAAAGUUACUGUAUUUUAAUGUUACAAUUAGGUUUUGGAAUGUUAUGAAUUCUCACUGAAUCAAUGGACCACAUAAACUACUUUAUUCUUUUAUUUGCAAUUAAACCUUUACGCAGCUAGGAAUUCUAACUGUUUAAAAAAUUAUAAUAGUAAACAGCAUGCCAUAAUAUUCAUGAUAGUAAACAGCGCCUCACUGUGAGCUCGCUGUGGACAGAGAAUGUGUCUGUUUGUUGUUGUACUGUACUCUCCCAAGUGCUUAGUACAGUGCUUUGCACACAGUAAUUGCUCAAUAAAAUGACUGAAUGAAUGAACAUAAACCUACAUCAUCACCUUCCUAGCAAAUAUUUCAUUCUUUAGAAAUAAUGAAUAAAUCUUGGAUUACUCCUUA
Ornithorhynchus anatinus (platypus) is the source of this 5168-nucleotide messenger RNA. It is a transcript of the gene TLR7, whose product is annotated as toll like receptor 7. The coding region runs from base 249 to 3623 and encodes 1124 amino acids. Gene Ontology annotation, molecular function: pattern recognition receptor activity; protein binding. Gene Ontology annotation, biological process: defense response to virus; toll-like receptor signaling pathway; canonical NF-kappaB signal transduction. Gene Ontology annotation, cellular component: plasma membrane. The record is from RefSeq and is a predicted model, not a curated record. Lineage: Eukaryota; Metazoa; Chordata; Mammalia; Monotremata; Ornithorhynchidae. The transcript has 2 exons.